Messenger RNA from Dichomitus squalens LYAD-421 SS1, 1891 nucleotides. Its product is annotated as eukaryotic translation initiation factor SUI1 family protein. The coding region runs from base 1 to 1827 and encodes 608 amino acids. The record is from RefSeq and is a predicted model, not a curated record. NCBI's taxonomy places the organism in Eukaryota, Fungi, Basidiomycota, Agaricomycetes, Polyporales, Polyporaceae. Gene Ontology annotation, biological process: translational initiation; formation of translation preinitiation complex. Gene Ontology annotation, molecular function: translation initiation factor activity. The transcript has 11 exons.
AUGUUCAAGAAACCACUAGCAGAACUCAAAACAUCGGCGCCCUUGCGAGGUUCCGAUCGCAGGAAGCUGCGUCAGCGCGUCCUCCAGUCCUAUCCGAAUCUUCCCCCGGAGGAGGGAGAUGCACUCGUACCGGACGGGCUCCAGUCUCAGAAAUUCAGUACACACCUAGACGAUCCAGGAGUUGCAUAUCUCUCCCCGGACGGGGACCCUCUUUGGUUUACGAUCGGGAAAGGGUCCGAGGACCUCAUCCCCACCGUCUAUACUCUAUGGAAGCGGCCGGACCUCUUGCCGUUCCUAUCCACACCAGCCCCGGUAGUACCCAAGCUCAUCGGCGGAGCUGAUCUGAUGAUUCCCGGAGUGAUUCAGCACUCUUCUACCCUCGUUCCUGACCAAGUCGUCUCGGUGACCCAGUACUAUCGCGACGCCAUCGGUCCGCCGCUCGCUGUGGGUCGCAUGGCAGUGUCAUCGGACACGCUGCGCUCAGAGGAGGAGGAGGAUGUGAAGGGAAAGGCGGUCUACAUACUCCACACAUGGAAAGACGCAUUGUGGGAGAUGGGCCCAAGCAAGAAGGCGGAUCCGCCUGCGCCCAUAGAGAACAAAUCCUCGGAAGCGGAGACUCCUGAUGAAAGACAAAACGGCUCUCCGGGCUCUUUGGAGGAAACCGCCGGCGCGCCCCCAGCGCAACCAUCCCCGGACGGAACAUCAGCCCAAGAUGCUCAGCCGCCAGCUACUGCCGAUGCACCGACAGAUGCUGACGAGUCUGCCGAAUCGAAGGCGACAUCUCUUUCCCCGGAAGACGUCUCCGCAUGUCUUCGCGCGGCAGUCCUGCACACCAUCGGUAUGAGACUCGCCAAUGUCCCACCAUCAACAUUCCCUAUACCGGCGUCGACGUUCUGGAGCUCACACGUGCUCCCCGCUCGUCCUGCGGCUGCACUCGGUCCAAACGGUCUUGCGGAUGCGAGUUGGAUUGACGUCAAGCAUUCGACCCACAAGAACGUUAAAUCAUUCCUGAAGGCGUGUGCCAAAGAAGGCCUCAUCAAGCUCAAGGAAACCAAAGGCGAUGUUGUCAUUACCGCGGUGUCUCCUCAGCAUCCAGCGGUGCUGGCUAUGCGGCGGCACCGUACGAUCGGCGAUCUCGAGGCCAAAGCCAAGAAGGCCGGGGACCGAGAACAGAAGGAGAAGGAGGCGGAGGAGAAGCGAAAGAGCGAGAUUCGCGUCUCGGAGUUCUGGAAGCCAUUCGGUACUACGGUGCCGUUCUUCGUUGCAGCUGAGAAGGACACGUCAGAACUCUAUACAAUCACGGAAAUCAAAGACAUCGUCAACAACUACAUCUCUUCCCGCUCCCUCGUCAACGCUAACGAUCCGCAGUACAUCAACGUCGAUUCCGACCAGUUCCUCGCUGGAGCGGUUUCUGUCAAGGGCCAAGACACGCCGGAGUUCUUGAAGCGCGAUGAGGUCCUUAAGCGUAUCCGGGCACACAUGCAAACCUGGCAUGAAAUUAGUGUCGAGGGACGUGAUACGAUACGGAAGAAAGGAGACCUGAAGCCGGUGUCCGUCGUCGUCAAAAUUCGGCAAGGGAGGAAGGCGUGCACUCUCAUAACCGGAUACGAGACAUUUGGCCUGCAAGCCGACGACCUUGCGGAGGAGCUGCGCAAGACAUGCGCGAGCUCAACGUCAGUCUCUCCAGUUCAUGGCAAACCGAACUUGCUAGAGGUCAUGGUGCAGGGGAAACAGAUCAAAGCAGUGACUGGCCUUCUGAUAAGCCGUGGAGUACCGGAGCGAUGGAUAGAGGCGGAAGACCAGACAAAAGGGAAGAAAAAGAAGUGAAUCGGUUCGCGAGUAACAGAGUAGCAUUGACAGAUUCCAGUAACGGUGCCGCUCGAGUUGUAAG